AUUGGAAUGCCGGUUGUGAAGUGUUCAUGAAAGCGAUAGGGUGUGCUGAUUAAGAUAGCUUAGGCAGUGUAUCGAGCGUCAUUUCCUUGCAUGAUCAUACCGUGAUAUCAUCAUCAUAUUCAUGUGGAAAGGAAUUGCUUGUGCAAGAAAGGAAAGUACCGUUGCACAAGAUGUCGAUGGAAAGCUGUUCCGGUGUACAAAUCCGCCCAUUGGACGAAUGGCCGCUGCAGAAUACCACGCAUCCACUGCAUGGCUUAUUGAGCGUGGCCCUUCUGUUACCGCUAGUAAAGACCAUAAUUACCCCACCUCGACUUCUCGCGGACCAGACGGAGUUUAAACGAGGAUUCAACUUUAUUCUCUGGGAAGACAAAGUUUUCGACGUGACAAAUUGGGAGAACAUUACCAAUGUGACCAAGAGUGUGGAUAGUACUCGAGCGCUUUCUCUGGCUGUCGUAACCGAAAAUGAAUCCAACAUAACAAGAGCAAAUGGAGCCGCAAAAUUGUUCGCCGACAAUCUGAUGAAGUGCGGCUCGUAUAAAGGUCAGAUUUACCGUCCUAACGACACCACCGUUGUUGCUGCCUUCAUUAACAAGGACUAUCUCGAUAACUUAAACAAGACCUUGUUGCAGAAUUUCGUCCCUAAAACUUCCGGCGUUCCUGUAAUAGCCGCAGUGACCAGUAGUGUGCAGGAUGCUACAACUGAUACGACGACAUUCGCAAACACAACUAAUGCGCCAACUCCGAUACAAACCAGCACCACACAAUCGAGUCUAGCGACUACCACAACCAGAGAACUGGUGACUUCAGCUCCAUCCACUUCGCGUACAGAUGUUUCGAGUACUGUAUCACCUCACUCCACGCGCAAUCCGACAACUCCACAGAACAUCAUCCGCACGUCUUCGCCAUCACACUUUGGGCCGCCGGCCGAUAACGGUCUGUCGAUAGGAAUAAUGGUGUUGAUCAGUAUUGGAAUUAUUCUCCAGUUGGGAUUGAUUGCAUUGUGCGCCAUGUUUGUUAUCGGCAGACGGAAGCGAUCGACGCGGAUUAAAGAGCGAAAACAGCGAUCACAUUCGUUCUUCGAUCCAUCCGAUGCUGUGUCGUACAACCGUUGGGACGAUGUAGUGGAAGAACGGCCUUUUAUUGCCGACUAACAAGAAACAAUUCAAACAAAGCGGAGAACCGGCAUCGAAAGGAGAUUAUUGGUAGCUUAUAUUACAAUAUACUGCACGUGCACGCAUCCGGAACUGCAAACUAAAGAUGGGAUCGUUGCAGCUUGACGCGUUGAUUUUAAUAUAACAAUAAAAAGAAGUUAGAAAUUAUUGCGUUAAUUCAUUAUUUAUCUUAUCAAGACAGUGAUUACCAGGGGCGAUAUAAUUUCAACAAAAAUAUAUUAUACACCGGUGUCUUUGUCCGAAAAACCGGUUGCAACGACUCGGACGCGGGUGUUCGUCAGUAGUGCAGUUGUGUGUCUGCAACGAGCCGGUACUUUUACUAGAUCAAUCCAUGUAUCUCAGAAUUGUUCCGCAUUGCCCCUUUUUUUGCUGUGUUCUGUGGUGCAGACAAAUUUAUAAUUUUGGUUUUUUAAUGCCCGGUGUUUUGUUGUGGAUGAUAGCGCAAGAAUUAAAUAAAUAACGAUACACUA
Messenger RNA from Paramacrobiotus metropolitanus, 1642 nucleotides. RefSeq lists its product as uncharacterized. The transcript has 9 exons. Lineage: Eukaryota; Metazoa; Tardigrada; Eutardigrada; Parachela; Macrobiotidae. The record is from RefSeq and is a predicted model, not a curated record. The coding region runs from base 171 to 1151 and encodes 326 amino acids.